This is a messenger RNA of Closterium sp. Naga37s-1, 396 nucleotides long. Lineage: Eukaryota; Viridiplantae; Streptophyta; Zygnematophyceae; Desmidiales; Closteriaceae. The record is from the annotation of a GenBank genome assembly.
AUGGCGAUUCCGGCCAGCGAAGUGGCGGCGAGUGCAGCGGCCGCGUUCGCUUUCACCGCUGCGAACCGCAGCUGCAUCAUCGUCAGCCCAAAACAGAGGGGCAACCCCGUGCGCGCCGACAUCAGGAACGUGAGGUGGGCGUUUGGGGAGAUCACGCCCGACUGUCUCCUCUCCCCCUCCUGCGCCCUCUCCCCCUCCUCCUGCGCCCUCUCCCCCUCCUACCCUUCUCACAGAACCGUUCCGUAUCCCUCUGAUUUGCCCUGCUGUAUACCGCAGAGGGGCAACCCCGUGCUUUCGCACAUCAGGAACGUGAGAUGGGCGUUUGGCGAGAUCACGCCCGACUACCUCCUCUCCCCCUCCUCCCCUUCUCAUAGAAGCCUUCUUUAUCCCCUCUAA